AUGAGAGUAGUAAAGGAUUAUUAUGUAACGAUUGAAAGAACUGUAACUGACAACGCAAUAAUUUUUGAUUAUCACCAUUACCAUAAUAAUUAUUAUUAUUAUAACCUGAGUGCUUUUGCUGAGAUGCAGACUCGGACUCAGGCACCUAGCCCGCUUGAGCAAUUUUCCAUUCUCCCAUUGAUUCCUAUGAAUAUAGGAAACUUGUAUUUCUCAUUCACAAAUUCAUCUUUGUUUAUGCUGCUAACUCUCAGUUUGGUCCUACUUCUGAUUCAUUUUGUUACUAAAAAAGGAGGAGGAAACUUAGUACCAAAUGCUUGGCAAUCCUUGGUAGAGCUUAUUUAUGAUUUCGUGCUGAACCUGGUAAACGAACAAAUAGGGGGUCUUUCAGGAAAUGUUAAACAAAAGUUUUUCCCUUGCAUCUUGGUCACUUUUACUUUUUUGUUAUUUUGUAAUCUUCAGGGUAUGAUACCUUAUAGCUUCACAGUUACAAGUCAUUUUCUCAUUACUUUAGGUCUCUCAUUUUCUAUUUUUAUUGGCAUUACUAUAGUGGGAUUUCAAAGAAACGGGCUUCAUUUUUUAAGCUUCUUAUUACCCGCAGGAGUCCCACUGCCAUUAGCACCUUUUUUAGUACUCCUUGAGCUAAUUUCUUAUUGUUUUCGCGCAUUAAGCUUAGGAAUACGUUUAUUUGCUAAUAUGAUGGCCGGUCAUAGUUUAGUAAAGAUUUUAAGUGGGUUCGCUUGGACUAUGCUAUGUAUGAAUGAUCUUUUGUAUUUUAUAGGGGAUCUUGGUCCUUUAUUUAUAGUUCUUGCAUUAACCGGUCUGGAAUUAGGUGUAGCUAUAUUACAAGCUUAUGUUUUUACGAUCUUAAUCUGUAUUUACUUGAAUGAUGCUAUAAAUCUCCAUUAA
This is a messenger RNA of Helianthus annuus (common sunflower), 906 nucleotides long. NCBI's taxonomy places the organism in Eukaryota, Viridiplantae, Streptophyta, Magnoliopsida, Asterales, Asteraceae. The record is from the annotation of a RefSeq genome assembly.